Molecule: messenger RNA, 1571 nt
Organism: Microdochium trichocladiopsis
Lineage: Eukaryota; Fungi; Ascomycota; Sordariomycetes; Xylariales; Microdochiaceae
Product: glycosyl hydrolase catalytic core-domain-containing protein
Exons: 5
Coding region: 30-1571 (513 amino acids)
Biological process (GO): fungal-type cell wall polysaccharide metabolic process
Cellular component (GO): fungal-type cell wall
Source: RefSeq, a predicted model, not a curated record
GGUUGUACUUACAGAGAUCACGCUUCGCAAUGAAAUCGAACCUUCGCGCCUUCCUCCAUGUCCUCCUCAUGCUCCCGCUCGGGGCCAUCGCACAAAGCAACAUGCUUCAGAACCAGAGCCAUAGCAGAAAAAGAAUUGUUCUUUGGGAUCCAAAGAACAGUGAACAGAUUGAACAGUUCCCAAGACUCAAGACGAGUGCGGAGGAAAUUGCCCGUUCUCCAAGCGUUUCAGGGGCGUUGAAUUGGCAUCUCACGCGCCCAAAAGAACUUCCCGCAGAUGUCACCUUCUAUCCUAUGCUUCGUGUCAUUAACGGUACCGAUUCAUGGCAGGAAAUGAUUGAAGAAACAGUCGGAUGUAGUCGUAUUAUACAUUUCCUUAACGAGCCAGAGCGAGCCGGAACCCUCGUAGAAGCUGCUGUACGAGUCUGGCGCUCUCACAUGCUUCCAUUGCGCCAAAAGCACUGCUACAAGCUAGUUGGACCGGGUGUCGCGAGUACACCUGAAGGUAGUGCUUGGCUUUCCGAGUUCAUGCAUCAACUCGAAACGGACGAAUGGCCUGAUUUUACGGGCAUACAUUUCUACUCAAGGAAGGAUGUCCCUGUGGCAACUGAAGUGGAGGCUGCGAAACAAUUUCUAGCCACGAGACAGUCACUUUACAAUCUUCCUCUUAUCGUCAACGAAAUGGCUUGUACUAGUCGCAACAAGGAUGAUGUUAUUGAUCUAUUCGACAACUUCAAGUUACGUCGCGAUAUGUCUGCGUCCAUAGGCACUAUCGGCGGCCAAAUUGCUAAUUUGCCUGCCCAGGCCACUGCCGUUGUCGCAUCUGCUGGGGCUCAGGCCACGUCCGUGGUUCAGGAUCUUACAGGCAAUGCGAUGAACGCUACAGUUGCGGCCCUGAGCAAUUUCUUGCACAAGAACUACACUCUGGGGACAAGAUAUGGUUGUGUAGACACUGAGUGUAGUAGUGUGCCAAUAGUCACUGCGAUUGCGGGUAGUAGCUUGGGAUUCGCUUUGAUCUCUUGCUUCACGGCUCUGGCCCCUCAGAGAUUCCCUUUGGUGGGAUGCGUAUCGUUAAGUUUCAUGGAGAGCACUUCCCAUGGGAAUCACGCCAUUGAGCAUGAGUCAGGAUCGGGUCUCGUUGUGAGCCUCGGACUGAGCGGCGCCGCUUUUGCUUUCGUGGUUCUUGUGGCACAGGAAACUGUGCAAAGCUUUGAGGCGAUGUUUUGUCAGGUCGCAGGGCAGGAAUGGCGCGGUAGAUCCAGCGUGAAGACGUGGUGGCUCGACGAUGAGUAUCAUGUCGUCGACCUGAACUACACGCGGAGGCAGGGAGCCUUCCACGUCGACCUUCCAGACUACGCUGAGUUGGAUGCGCAAGUUAAGCCUGACAUCAAAGACUUGAUUACAUUGGUCCUGUAUGGCAAGAAGGAGGACCAUAACGACAUUGAAGAAGUCGAGCAGUAUAUGCCUCAUCUUCUGACUGCUCCUUAUCGACAGCUCAGCCUUUGGACGAUCUAUAGCGGCUUCUACUUACUGAAGCGGAUUUCUACCUCUUACGGAGCGGAAAGCCCUUGA